Impatiens glandulifera is the source of this 1337-nucleotide messenger RNA. Its product is annotated as protein ABCI12, chloroplastic. Lineage: Eukaryota; Viridiplantae; Streptophyta; Magnoliopsida; Ericales; Balsaminaceae. Bases 78 to 1250 code for a protein of 390 amino acids. The record is from RefSeq and is a predicted model, not a curated record. Gene Ontology annotation, cellular component: chloroplast. The transcript is spliced from 7 exons.
UUUUCAUUAUUUUACAUCGUCCAAAAUCUCUCUACUACCUCCACAAAAACAAACAAAAACUGAUAUAGCCAUUGAUAAUGUAUGCUAGCAUACCACUCUUGAAUGCUUAUCCAACGGCGGCAACGAUCAAGCUUUCUUCUCACCGAUUCUUCAAUUUUCAACCACAUCCCCCCGUCUUCAAUCACCACUUCAUCCCCUGCAAGAGAUUACCCAUUUCGGUCCCCCCCCAAAACCUACAAAGAUCUCCUUUCAUCUGUUCGGCCGCCGCCGCCGCCGGCGACAGAUUCUACGACGGAUGGGAAAAAUGGGUACCCAAAGACAUGGUGGCAGCAGAUAAAGUUCUCAGGUUAAUCGCUGGCGCCACUUCGAGUCCCAUUUACCAAUUCAUAGCAUCCCCACCCACUUUCCUGCAUUCCGUCGAUUCUAGAAUCAAAUUGGCAUGGCUGGUAGCUUUGAUUAUUGUACCUGCAAGGUCAAAUGUUGUUGUCCGCUUUGGUGUGGUUAUGUAUUUGGCUUUGUUAUCCAUUUUAGUUUUACCAAAAGAAGUUUGGAUUGAUCAAUUGGGGAAAGUGACUCUGCUUUCUGGGAUUUUGUUUGUAAUGUUGGGGCUGGGUGCAGAAGGUGUAACUCCUGUUGCCCAAUUAAGAACUCCACCGCCUUCAAUGACUGGUUUAUCGAAUAUUCCGUCAUCUUUAACUGGCUACUCCUAUGUGAUGAUGAAGUUAGGACCUCUAGUGCUUACACGAAAGGGUUUCUCAACUGCAGCCAAGUCUGCUUGCUUAACCUUCACUAUCUUGCAAAGUGCUAGCAUUUGCUUAGCCACCACAACUCCAGAGCGACUGGCUUUUGCGCUUCAAUGGUUUAUCAGUCCCUUGAGACAUUUCGGUGUGCCAGUUGCUGAAACAAUUCUUACGCUUCUCCUCUCACUCAGAUUCUUGAAUCUGGUGUUCGAUGAGGUUCGAAACAUUGCCUUGGGGAUAGUAUGCAGAAGGAUCAAUUGGCAACAGUCAACAGUCAUGGAAACCAUUGAUGUUUUCGUUUCUUAUGUCCGUCGCUUCUUCAAAAACAUCUUUAGUCACACGCAGCAGAUUUCCCAGGCAAUGAUGGUAAGAGGUUUCCGGGGUGAAAGCGAUCUUCACAGAAUUUACUUCCCAUCUGACUCGAGUAAUUGGUUAGCUAAUACUCUUUCUUUGGUGUUCCUUUUCGGUUUAGUAGGUGCUACCAUAGCAUCAGAAUACUUGAUUAUCUGAGCCAGUCAAAAUAUUUAGUCUUUUAGGAGAAGAAAUUGUUAUAAGACCUACAAACUUUUGCUAUCAAAGUUCAAACUACUUGUCAUA